AGGGCGCGAGGGAGCGCGGCGCGGCGCGGCCGCCGCGUGCGCGAGCCGGGUUGCAGCCCAGCAGGGACUUUCCAGCCGGCGGCGGCGGCGGCGGCCGCCGGCCCUUCCCCGCCCCCCGACAUGGGGCUGCCCGGGGAGCAGGACGCUGCGGACCGCGGCGGAGGACGCGCCCGGCGCCCCUGAGCCGGCCCAGCGGCGGCGGACCGCGAGAUGGACCUGUGACUGAUUCACGACCCGAGAGCCGCAGUGGCCGCCAAGGCCGGCGCGCACGGGGGCCAGUCUGGGGCCGGUGCACACGUUACACCUUCGAUUAACAGUAAAGAUGAGGAAACCGAGGCUCAAAGAAGUUAUGCCACUUGGUUAAGGUCCUAAGCAGGUCACAACCAGAUCUAGGAUCAGAAACCUGGCUCCUGGCUCUCUAUUCUCCUAAGGAUCGCUUCCCUGGCAGAAGAGGUAAGGGACUCCACUAUAUUAUUUGAAGAAGGAUAAGGUUGACACUGCUCUGCUUCUUUAUUUAAGUCUCUUCCUCCAUGGUCAAGCUUCAGUAUAUCUCCUUACAACCUAUGACACACAGGAUUUCUCUUUCGCAAAAUGGAGUCAAGUAAAAAGAUGGACUCUCCUGGUGCACUGCAGACUAACCCGCCACUAAAGCUUCACCCUGACCGCAGUGCUGGGACAUCAGUUUUCGUCCCUGAACAAGGAGGUUACAAAGAAAAGUUUGUGAAGACUGUGGAGGACAAGUACAAGUGUGAGAAGUGCCGCCUGGUGCUGUGUAACCCGAAGCAGACCGAGUGUGGACACCGGUUCUGUGAGACCUGCAUGGCAGCCUUGCUGGGCUCCUCAAGUCCAAAAUGUACAGCGUGUCAAGAAAGCAUCAUUAAAGAUAAGGUAUUUAAGGAUAAUUGCUGCAAGAGAGAGAUUCUGGCCCUUCAGAUCUAUUGUCGGAAUGAAAGCAAAGGUUGUGCAGAGCAGUUAACACUGGGACAUCUGCUAGUGCAUUUAAAAAAUGAUUGCCAGUUUGAAGAACUUUCAUGUGUGCGUGCUGACUGCAAAGAAAAAGUACUGAGAAAAGACCUGUGUGAUCACGUGGAAAAGGCCUGUAAAUACCGUGAGGCCACAUGCAAUCACUGCAAGAGUCAAGUUCCAAUGAUCACAUUGCAGAAACAUGAAGACACCGAGUGUCCCUGCGUGGUGGUGUCCUGUCCUCACAAAUGCAGUGUCCAGUCUCUUCUGAGGAGUGAGUUGAGUGCACACUUGUCAGAGUGUGUCAAUGCCCCCAGCACCUGUAGUUUUAAGCGCUAUGGCUGCGUUUUUCAGGGGACAAACCAGCAGAUCAAGGCCCACGAGGCCAGCUCUGCAGUGCAGCACGUCAACCUGCUGAAGGAGUGGAGCAACUCCCUAGAGAAGAAGGUUUCCUUGCUGCAGAAUGAAAGUGUAGAAAAAAACAAGAGCAUACAGAGUUUGCACAAUCAGAUAUGUAGCUUUGAAAUUGAAAUUGAGAGGCAAAAGGAAAUGCUUCGAAAUAAUGAAUCCAAAAUACUUCAUUUACAGCGGGUAAUAGACAGCCAAGCAGAGAAACUGAAAGAGCUCGACAAAGAGAUCCGCCCCUUCCGGCAGAACUGGGAAGAAGCGGACAGCAUGAAGAGCAGCGUGGAGUCCCUCCAGAACCGCGUGACCGAGCUGGAAAGUGUGGACAAGAGCGCGGGGCAGGCGGCUCGCAACACCGGCCUGCUGGAGUCCCAGCUGAGCCGGCAUGACCAGAUGCUGAGCGUCCAUGACAUCCGCCUGGCCGACAUGGACCUGCGGUUCCAGGUCCUCGAGACCGCCAGCUACAACGGCGUGCUGAUUUGGAAGAUCCGUGAUUACAAGCGGCGGAAGCAGGAGGCCGUCAUGGGGAAGACCCUAUCUCUUUACAGCCAGCCUUUCUACACUGGCUAUUUUGGCUAUAAGAUGUGUGCCAGGGUCUACCUGAAUGGGGACGGGAUGGGGAAAGGGACGCAUCUGUCGCUGUUUUUUGUCAUUAUGCGUGGAGAAUACGAUGCUCUGCUUCCCUGGCCGUUCAAGCAGAAAGUGACGCUCAUGUUGAUGGAUCAGGGGUCCUCUCGGCGUCACUUGGGAGAUGCAUUCAAGCCCGACCCCAACAGCAGCAGCUUCAAGAAACCCACUGGAGAGAUGAAUAUUGCCUCUGGCUGCCCAGUCUUUGUGGCCCAAACUGUUUUAGAAAAUGGGACGUAUAUUAAAGAUGAUACAAUUUUUAUUAAAGUCAUAGUGGAUACUUCGGAUCUGCCCGACCCCUGACGAGUAACUGGGGAGGUGGAUUUAGCAGAAGGUAACUCCUCUGGAGGGUUUGAACCAGUCUUUCCUCACUGAGGUCCUCGCGCUCAGAAAAGGACCUUAUGGAACGGAGGAAGCGGCAGAAGGCGGCUGCGCAGCGGUGGGAGGAGCCCCACGUGAAAACAGACCUGACAUGUUUUCUAAUAGACUAGCAUCACUUCGCUCUGAGGAAUUAUUUAUCCUUCGAUGAGAUAAAUACUGCUGUCAGAGAAGGUUUUCAUUUUAUUUUUAAAGAUCUAGUUAAUUAAGGUGGAAAACAUAUAUGCUAAAAAAAAGAAACAUGAUUUUUCUUCCUUAAACUUGAAUAUCACAAAAAGAAAACACACACGUGUGGGGAUAGCUGGACAUGUCAGCAUGUUAAGUGAAAGGAAAACUUAUGAAAUAAUAAUACAAUUCUGAUAUAUUCAUUCUAAAACUCAAGAGUGCAAUCUUGUUUCAAAUAUAGUAUAUUGUCUAUUUUUAA
Messenger RNA from Cynocephalus volans (Philippine flying lemur), 2797 nucleotides. It is a transcript of the gene TRAF3, whose product is annotated as TNF receptor associated factor 3. The record is from RefSeq and is a predicted model, not a curated record. Gene Ontology annotation, biological process: regulation of apoptotic process; Toll signaling pathway; regulation of defense response to virus. Bases 592 to 2298 code for a protein of 568 amino acids. Lineage: Eukaryota; Metazoa; Chordata; Mammalia; Dermoptera; Cynocephalidae. The transcript has 14 exons. Gene Ontology annotation, molecular function: zinc ion binding; tumor necrosis factor receptor binding.